UCAUGAAUCGAUCGCAUCUCAAUUCCUGACCCCAGAGUGCGGCUUUUCAUCUGGAAACCUCUGUCGGCGUUUUGUUUUGAGCAAUUUCAUCGCCCGGCGAUCCAGGGGGCAGCAGAAAAUAAAAGAGCGAUGAAGGUUUCUUGGCUCGUGCCGAGCCUGCUCGCCGGGGGCGGAGCAGCAAUCGGAACCGUUAGCGACAAGGUUCUCAACAGCGAAGGCAGGGUCCUCGCGAACGGCAUUCCAGACCAGAGACACGACAGGGACCUAGAAGGCGCCGCGCUCCAAUCGCCCAGCGCCAACACGGUCGCAGUCAACCUCGACGCCCUUGAUAUCGCGUUACCGAACCGAACAAAGGCCCAGCUCGCCGUCCAGGCAAGAGACGCGUCAGAACUCGGGCAGCACCCCGACGAAGGGGAGCCCCCCGUCAUCACUUUCCGGACCAGCAACGGCGCCUUGUCAGGUGCGGAAGGCGAUCCAGCAGUCCGGCCGCCGUCGUCGGCGUCGUCGGCGUCGUCGGCGUCGUUGGACUCGGACCAUGACCUUGAGUUCGACGAGGACUCUGCCAGCGCAUCCAACGGGGCCGGCAAGGCGGGCAACCCGGCUUCUGCGAACCGGGCCAUCGCCGGCAUGAGCGUGGGGCUGGUUUCGGUGAUGUUGAUCUUCACCAUUUUCCUCUGAUGACGCUUUUUCUAUUUAUCUUUUUACCUUUAUCUUUCUCACCUUUCCAUCGCCUCUGGUUCUGCCGGCAAGGUUCCAGGCGUUUCCAAGGGGUUUGGGCGUCGAGAGACCGGAGAAUCUCUAUGACUAACCCAGGUGGGCUGGGCGUAUUUAUUAAUGCAUUGGAUAAAUUUGGGGAUGGCAUGACCGGGAGUCUUGCGGGAAGUGACGGCCGAGCGGGGUUUCGGCUUGG
Molecule: messenger RNA, 910 nt
Organism: Thermothelomyces thermophilus ATCC 42464
Lineage: Eukaryota; Fungi; Ascomycota; Sordariomycetes; Sordariales; Chaetomiaceae
Exons: 3
Coding region: 130-678 (182 amino acids)
Source: RefSeq, a predicted model, not a curated record